Durusdinium trenchii is the source of this 988-nucleotide messenger RNA. NCBI's taxonomy places the organism in Eukaryota, Dinophyceae, Suessiales, Symbiodiniaceae. The record is from the annotation of a GenBank genome assembly.
UUGUCAUCCAACACGCUCAAAGAAGCGCUUGCCUUGGGGUCUGGCCGACCCUGGUGUGCCCCUGGUGACGCGCUCCAUGCGAUGCUGCGUGUUCAGAUGGUCUCAGGGUCUGAGCUUUGCGCUUUGGAUGCGGAUGUGCUGGCGAGUUCAGAACUGAGUGACAUCAGGAGCUUAAAGCGUCACUUGGUUUCGCUGUGUGGAGCUUCCAGGUUCCGGCAAAGGCUUUUCUGCGACAGAUUUGACUUGGAAGAUGAUAUGAUGCUGAAGGUCCCCAUGGAUCUACAGCUAGUCUUACUGCCCUUCUGCAGCUCUUCCGACAAGGACAUUGACAUUCUGGUGGCAGCUGCAUCUCUAGGAGAUGUGGAGAUUGUGGAGAAGUUACUUCAAAGACCACAAGAUCCGGAUGGACAUAAUGGCGAUUUCGACUCACCUUUGCAUUUGGCUGCAGAGAAUGGACAUGCUGAGGUGGUUCAGUUGUUAUUGGAAGCCGAGGCUUCCGUGGAUUUGCUGGCUUGGCAGGGUGAACCUCCAUUGUGUUUGGCAUCUCGCAGGGGCCAUGUGGACAUCGUGCGCUUGUUGCUGGAGGGCAGUGCCGAGACGGAUGGACAUGAUGCGUUCGUCACCCCACUCUGGGCGGCAUGUGAGGAAGGACGCUUGGAAGUGGCGCGCUUGCUGUUGGAGGCCGAAGCUGAUCCGAACCUGCCCAAUGACUCGGGCGCCACGCCUUUGGACCAAGCAAUCCAGGGAGGGCACCUGGAAAUUCGCUGUUUACUCCUGGAGGCUGGAGCUCAAGAGGCGCCUUCCUCCCCCCAGGAGGUCCGUCGAACGCCUCCUGCCGCGUGAAGCGCGGCACGGAGGUCUAGCACGGACGUAGUGACCACGCGACAGACGUCCCUGGUUUCAACGCAUCAAGUGCGCAGGCGCUUGGCCGAGUCUGACACUGUGGGAGUUUUUGAUUGGAAUUUUGACAGGCUAGCUGUACACUUGG